GACAAGUUGGGGAAAAUCAAAUCUAAUUGAUAUCGUCGAGGACUGCACGAUAGUCUCUUGAAAUAGCUCGAGUCACCGACAACGUUUCCGAGUCAUCUGACAGCCGGUGAAGGGGUGUCCUUAUUGAUUAAUAGACGCAUGCGCCAACUAUUUUUGGUACAUACAUGUCGGAUCGCAGUUGUUUUCGAUCUCUCAGUACCGUUCCCAUCGUCUGUUGCAAAGCAUCGCUCGCGAAAGUGUCUUCUCUGAUUCCUCCGAUCAGACAAGCAGGAUCGAGUGUCAUGAGAAGAGUUCCUCCGGCAAGAAUCAUCAUCAUCCUGACUUGACGUUGGGUAAAAUAUGUCUGUUCGUUGCUAAUUUUGUACUAGAUUUUUUGAUAUUGCUCGACAAUCCGAGCAAAGGAUCUAAAAGAUAUCGGAGAAAGAUAAAUAUAAUUGAGUGUCAAGAAAGAUAAAAGGGAUCAAUACACAUCGAUAUAUCGAGACAUUCAUUGACGUAUCUGAUGCGGGCCAGCGAUUGAAGUCCUGACCCCGUGGACAUCAGACGGAAAGUUACGUCCCUGAAGAUGCUCAUCGGGGUUGCUCGGGGACAACCGCAGGCUCUCGGGGAUGAAACGACCGCGCCUACACGUGUCCUCGCGAGUGGCAGGUUUCCUCAGUCCGAUCUCGCGGCAACAACGUUCAACAAGUACGAGAAGCGAUGGCGUCCUCGCGGCGGUUCUUCGAUCGCGGUAUUUUUACGAGCGGAUGACAUUUCGAUGACAUGUGACACCUGCGAGUGAUGGAUCGUCAGCCGCCGAGAGCGUCAGCACGCGAUCGACGUAUCGAAGGUUUCGCUACGUGCCAAACUGAGGGUGGAACCUAAAACUUUGAUCGCGUACAUAAAGACCAAUGACUCGGAACGAGAGAGUGAAAUGUUCUUAGAUCUAUACUCGGUCUUUAUAUAUGCUAAUUAGAAUAUGUCAGAAACUAAUCUAGCGAUUCAGGAAAAGUCGAUCAUCUUCAAAGCGAUCUGGAAGAGAGAGCAGUGGAUCCACAAAGUCCCAAUCUUUUCCCUGUGAAGAUACAACUGCACCGAACGCCUUAGACAAUUUCGCCAGAGUACCUGAAGGUUCGACGUGGUACAUCAUGGAUAAUCGUUUGCGAAAAAUCGAUGGAGUGCGAUCUCGUCGAUUUAGCCCAGAGGAGGAAGGAUCCUGAGAGAAGUUGCCUGCUCCUCGGUUGUUAUUUAAUCGGUUGGCGAGCUGCGACGGAACGGGUGGCAUGUCGAAAUACAGCCGCGCCCCGUCUUUAAUAAUAGAUAAAAAACGUAGGCGUCCGUGCCGGAAAAAGAACAGAAAUCGAGAGCCUCAGGAGAGAGAGACGGAUGCAGAAAAAGAGAGAUCCUAACUUCUGGCUCGGCCGAUGCUGAGGAGAAACGCACGUCACAGUAUUUUCUCCGGCUGGUUAUUAUUUCUAUCGGCCGUUGUUGAUCGAAUUUCGAUUAACGUCGCGAGCAAUUUGAAUGGCGGAGAAGAGCAGGAGGACUGUCCGCCCCAGGUCGAUACGAUGAGAGUGCGAGAGGCGUAUCUGCGUGUCCCCUGGAAAUGACAUUGCCGUCGAUGCAGAGGAACCUGCUGGGACUGACGCUGCUGAUCGUCAUCGGCCUGACGGUUUUCCUACUCAGCAGGAAGCUUACGCUGGAGGCGCGGAAGCGGGACAGCUUGCUCCUCGAUAUGAUCGCCAACAUCAGCGGUAGCCUGGAUCGACUCGACGGCGGUCUCAACGACAUCGUCUCCCAGACGGGAACCGCACGAAAUCGCUUGCGGCACCUGAUCGUUCUUCAUCGUGAGAACCUCCUGGUGUGCGCGUUGCUCGGCGAGAAACAAAGACACAGGCGGAUGUCCGGCGAGGAGAAGACGACCAAAGUACGUCGCGUCGUCCAAUCGUCUAUAACCGGUUCGAAAGAUUCUUAUGGGACGUAAAGGCAUAUUAGAUCGAUGCGCACACCAGAAAUUAAAUCGCACUGAAUUUACCCAGCAAACACAGAAUAUUGCAGCAACAUUGCUGCAAUGUUGUAAUAUUGCAGUAAC
Molecule: messenger RNA, 2071 nt
Organism: Camponotus floridanus (Florida carpenter ant)
Lineage: Eukaryota; Metazoa; Arthropoda; Insecta; Hymenoptera; Formicidae
Exons: 1
Coding region: 1586-1963 (125 amino acids)
Source: RefSeq, a predicted model, not a curated record